Messenger RNA from Peronospora belbahrii, 378 nucleotides. NCBI's taxonomy places the organism in Eukaryota, Oomycota, Peronosporomycetes, Peronosporales, Peronosporaceae. The record is from the annotation of a GenBank genome assembly.
AUGCGUGUGCUCAAUGGCGUUUUCCUCUUGGCUGCCAUCACCGGAGCCGUCUCGGCCUACGCCAUCGAUAACGAGAACCGUAUGCUCAACGAAAUCGGUCAAAUCGAGGUCGCGAUGACACCCAACUCCGGUUCUGCCAUCAACACCGAUGGAACGACGAACAACAGCGAGUUUGAAAUCGAACCACAGCCGUCUCGGGUUCCCGAGGACACCCUCGAUUCUACCUCCGGCUCGGACAGCUCAUCGGGCAGUGGUUCUGUCGAGGCCAUUAGUUACCUCCCGUAUAAGACCAGUCCAACCAUCACCAGCAGCGCAUCUACUCUGACAUCUAUGACCUUUGCUUUCAUGUCAGCCGUGGUCGUCUACGCCAUGCUCUAA